Messenger RNA from Alternaria atra, 855 nucleotides. RefSeq lists its product as uncharacterized. NCBI's taxonomy places the organism in Eukaryota, Fungi, Ascomycota, Dothideomycetes, Pleosporales, Pleosporaceae. Bases 1 to 855 code for a protein of 284 amino acids. The transcript has a single exon. The record is from RefSeq and is a predicted model, not a curated record.
AUGACAACAACCACUCAAGAGGAGCCGACUGUAGGCCUCCAAAGCUUGGAGUACAACAGAACCACACAAGACGAGCUGAAGUACAUUGCGCGUAGUGCUUCAGCCAUUGCAGAUCUUGUUAUCGUGUCUCGACCCGUGGUGGUGAGGGCUGAUUGCGAUGAUGGCAAACAAGUUUAUCAGCCGCCUCACAUUUGUUUGGACAUUCCCAGUUUCCAUUACUACCAGUACGUCAACGAGCUCUUGCGGUCUGGCCGUUGUAGAUUCGACGAGGCUCUGCGGUGGCUCCGUGCCCUAGAGAAGCAUCACCAACAAAUCUCGCAUAUCUUCCGUGGUUACCUCGAAGACGAGCUGCUGCGCCAAGAUCCGUCUGAUAAAGCAUGUAUCAGCAGCGUCACUCCGGGAGGGGCGCCUAUUCUUUCGAGCAUGUGCCGCUCUCUUGAGAGGCUUCCACAUCCAUCGGUGGAAAAAGCUAUGAGCAUGCUUAGUGUGAACGAGCCAGCCUGGACAACGUUCAUGCAAUUCGUGCCGGCGGAGGAAAGUACGGGUGAUUUUCGAUCCUUGGGCUAUCUUUUCUACGUGUACCAAGUGAUACGACAUGCGUUUGGUAACGGAUCGGAGCAUGAGCCAACGCAACCGGGUUUGUUGAUCAGUAUCGAUGACAGUGCCGAACGGGGAGUAUAUCCUCGAGCGCAAAAGCUGCUCAAAAGAAUACAAGAAUCUAAAGCGUCAGCCUCGCCUGUACUACUGGAAACAUACCUCUGUCGACGCGUCUUCGUCGAUAACAACGCAAACGGAGCCGAGCUGUAUUUCCACGAUCCGCACCCCGGGUCAGUGUACGAAAAGUACAGCAACUAG